Molecule: messenger RNA, 1146 nt
Organism: Sphenostylis stenocarpa
Lineage: Eukaryota; Viridiplantae; Streptophyta; Magnoliopsida; Fabales; Fabaceae
Source: the annotation of a GenBank genome assembly
AUGCAAGUCCAGCGGGAAGUACCUGAAGAUAUGGUGUGCAAGGACAAGUUCUUAAUCCAAAGCUCAGUGGUUCGUGCUGAAACAACCAGUGAUGAGGUUACUUCCAACCUGUUUGUUAAAGAUGGAAGUAAAUAUAUAGAAGAAAACAAGUUGAAGGUGACACUGAUCAGGCCACCGAAUUCACCCCAUUUCUCUCCUAUUAAUGGAGACUUCAAGCCUGGUCUUGAGCAUGGAAAGAUUCAGAUAUAUAGUAAAGAUGAAAUCCAGUCGCCAGAGCCCAUGGUUCUUAAAAAUCCAGACAUGGGUCAUGAGGUAUUAAAGCUAGAAGAGGAUAUGGAAUUGAGGCCAGAUUAUUAUAUGGGGUUGGACACUAUGAAGGAUGUAGAGGAGCCAAAUGAAGAAACAUCGCUAAAAGUGUCAAAAGAUAAGGAGUUGAACAUGGUUAAGGAUGUAGAAGUGUCAAAAGAUGUGGAUUUGAGCAAUGUAAAGAAUGCAGAGGAGCAGAAACCAGAAAAAGCAACAGAGUUGAAAGUGUCUAAAGUUCUGGAUUUGGACAAAGUGAAGAAUGAAGAGGAGCUGAAACCAGAGAAAGAAGCAGGGUUGAAAGUGUCAGAAAUUCAUAAUUUGAACCCAGUAAAUACUGUAAAGGAACUGAAGCCAGGAACAGAGUUAAAAAUGUCAACAGAUCUGGAGUUGAAAACAGUAAAGAAUACCAAGGAACUGAAGCCAGAAAAAGGAAGAGAGUUAAAAUUGUCAGAAGAUAUGGAGUUGAAAACAUUAAAGAAUGUUGAGGAUCUGAAGCUAGAAGAAGAAACCGAGUUAAGAGUUUCAAAGAGUAUAGAGGAGCUCAAGUUAAUGAAAGCAAUUGAAGAGAUGAAAUUAAAGCUCGAUGGACUUGAGUCAAAACUAAAUGAUGAGACAGAUCUUAUUAAUAAAGCUUCUAUGUGGUGGCGCUUAUCUGCGUCUAUAUAUGGUGGCACUUAUCUGUGUCUUCUUUUUGCAUCGAUCAACUUUGUCUAUAUAUGGUGGCACUUAUCUGUGUCUUCUUUUUGCAUCGAUCAACUUUGUCCCACUUCUAUAUGUCUGCAUGGUGGCGCUUAUCUGUGUCGCUUAUUGGGAUACCGCUUUUUAGUAGCAGAAGUUUAG